Messenger RNA from Pogonomyrmex barbatus (red harvester ant), 989 nucleotides. RefSeq names its product coiled-coil domain-containing protein 124. NCBI's taxonomy places the organism in Eukaryota, Metazoa, Arthropoda, Insecta, Hymenoptera, Formicidae. Gene Ontology annotation, biological process: transcription by RNA polymerase II. Gene Ontology annotation, molecular function: transcription coactivator activity. The record is from RefSeq and is a predicted model, not a curated record. Gene Ontology annotation, cellular component: nucleus.
AGAACUAGGCUAUAAGGUUGGCAGCCGUGGUUAGUCACUUUUGUUGAUACGGAGUAACCGGAGUUGUCAGAGAUCACCAAGAAUGGUAAAGCGUAUAUAAUAGAAAAUGUCGCGCUACUUUCGCGUUAGGUGAUCGAGUAUCCUGUAGGCAAGGAAUCGAUCAACAUGCCGAAGAAAUUUGUGGGUGAGAAUAGCAAGGCAGUUGCCGCUCGAGCUAGAAAAGCAGCAGCUAAAGAAGCAGAAAAUGUCAAAAAAGCAAAGGAAGCGGAAGAUAGAGCAUGGGAGGACAAUGAUAAACAAGUAUUGAAGAAGAAACAAAAACAAGAAGAACUUGAGAAGAAACGUCAACAGCAAUUAGAAAAAAAGGCGGAAGCAAAAGCUUUGCUUGAAAAAGAAAUGGCAAAUAUAAAAGUCGGUGGCAAGCAGCCAGCAUCGAAAAUUACUAGAGCCGAAAUCGUUGCUAUUACUGAAAAACGAAAUCAAGUGGCUAUGAAGAAGAAGGAAGAGGAGAAACCGAUCGAGGAAAAUUUGAAUCGAUUGAUUUUGGAAGAUGAAACGGCUCAUGGUAUAGAUGAAGCUAUAUCUGUUUUAAGCUCGAAGGAUCCUGAUAUUGAUCGACAUCCGGAGAAACGGAUGAAAGCCGCGUAUGCGAGCUUCGAAGAACGAAUGAUGCCGAUAAUUAAAGAACAAAAUCCUACCUUAAGAUUGAGUCAGUUAAAACAAAUACUUAGGAAAGAAUGGAUGAAGUCGUCUGAGAAUCCGCUUAAUCAAACGUUACUGAAUCGCUAACGAUAAUGGUGAUUUCAGACGAGCACGAAACAUAUUCGUGCAUCGUUGACUGAUUAAUUAUUUAAUUCUGUUAAAUACGUAACAAUCAUUGCAACGAUGUAAUCAUCUGUAUACCAUUUUAUUUGUAAAACGUAUAACUUAUAUUAAAAAGUACUGUAUAUGAAAAAUAACGAUGUAUAAAUCAUCUUUGGUAAAAUCUA